AGUAAAACAACAAAAAUGUGGCUUGUCUAUGUUUAGAGGACCACCAGUUAAAUAUUAAGAUUUGGCAUCCAUCUAAAAGCUUUCAUUUAAUGAAAAACACAUGGGAGCGUGUCUCUGCUUACAAGACUUGUGAAAAGUUAAUAACACUCACGGUCUUUUUAAAUGUUUUUACUUACUGCAAAGGGAAAAGAAUCAUUUUCAGUUCUAGUGGAAGAAGUGUGCCUUUAGAAUUAGACACAAAACAACCUGCAGCUGUACGUUAGCCAGUUAGCGCAGGAAGAACUUCUUGAUGUGGUGGGGAAACGUCUGCUUAAUCUGAAGCAUUUUUAAGACAAUCAUAUAAAAUAUGAGUGAAUCUUUCUGGAAGGGGCCCUUCCGAGACAUCCAUGAAGUUCUGGAACAGCGCUACAAGCCUCUGGAGCCCACGUUGAGAGGGGCAGAGCCAAUUAACCACUUACAGCUGGCCAGAGAGGCGCUCAAGCAAGAGGAUCAGAUGCGAAACCUAAAUGAGAAAAUGUUUCUGCCAUUUUCUUCUUACCACAAGAAAAAGAAGUAUGUCCCAUUAAUACAUUCUUCAAGCAAGUACGGUCCCUCUUCAUAUGGCCAGAAGCACUUCCGAAGUGAAGACCCCAGAAGGUGGAUCUGUGGCAAGGAUUUUCAGACUGUGUUACCAUCAUUUGAACUCUUCUCCAAGUUUGGAAAAUCAUAUUCGAAAGCUGGACAAAUUGUAUAA
Messenger RNA from Nannospalax galili (Upper Galilee mountains blind mole rat), 733 nucleotides. It is a transcript of the gene Spata17, whose product is annotated as spermatogenesis associated 17. The transcript is spliced from 4 exons. Bases 347 to 733 code for a protein of 128 amino acids. NCBI's taxonomy places the organism in Eukaryota, Metazoa, Chordata, Mammalia, Rodentia, Spalacidae. The record is from RefSeq and is a predicted model, not a curated record.